This is a messenger RNA of Rubroshorea leprosula, 1715 nucleotides long. The record is from the annotation of a GenBank genome assembly. Lineage: Eukaryota; Viridiplantae; Streptophyta; Magnoliopsida; Malvales; Dipterocarpaceae.
ACACAAUUGGGAAAAGUAAAUGUGCAUAGUAGUUAAUAAUAGAAUUCUAACUAAUAAAACUAUCCUACACCUUAAUGGCAUGCUUUCUCAUGGGAAAAUACAUAUCUCUCUUCUUCUCCCUUUUCGUCUUCAAUGAUAACAAACCAAAACAAAAGAAAAAAAAAUAGCAUAUUUAAAUAAGACUGAAUUAUUUCAUGAUAGGGAGCAUUCUAAUGAGUUAGAAGACAACCUAAUAACUCCCUUAGGUCAACCAUUGGAAAGGGCACAAACACAUAUGGCUGUUAAUCUAAAGAAACAAAAGAGGGUGCGAAGAAUAAAGCUUGAUUCUCAGUCCUUGCUCCAAGUCCACCGAUACAUUCUUUUUAAUACUCAUGAAGUCACUCCCUUCAUUAAGCAACCCAAGGAUUUUUUAAAGAAACAACAUCGCUCACCUCGCCUAUCACAGUAUGAGAUCGAAAGGUGUCAUUCCUUGACAUUUCAUGAAUGGUUUCGUGAUCUGGUUACAAGAUUGGGACAACAAGGUUAUGUUAUUUCUAAAAAAAUUAAGUGCCUUUCAAAAGGACCAAGUGAUGUUGCUCUGACCUAUUCUGGAUAUUUGGCUAGUAAAGUGUUUUACAUUGAGGAUGCAAGAGAAAAAGAUUGGCAAGUAGUCAAGCAUGUGAAGGUUAGAAGUGCCUUUGAUUUGGGAAAAGUGAUACCUACUAGAGAAUAUGAAGUUGGUGGAACAGACAUGGCAUCCACUUGGGUUAGGAGAGAUACCGAGGAAGAGGGGAUUAUUGUGACACCAGAUAUGGACGUUGAAAACUAUGAUGAUGAAGAAAUGGAUGAUUAAAUUUGAGUUUGUAGUACAAAGUGUAGUUAUUAGUUUCUCUAAUUUUUUUCUAUAUGUUAUUAUUUUGUGUAAUGAUGUUUAUUACUUGUAAAAGUAUAAUUUCUUGUGUUUUUCUAGUUUCUGUUGGAUUUUUGUUUUUGGGUUUUCAACAAGAGAAAGAAAGGAAUGAAGCUUCUUUCUCAGAUUUGGGAACUGUAUGAAAUCUUCAAUGCUUUCAGCUUUAAUUAUGUUCUGAAUCAAAUCAUGGAUUACAGCAAUGUUCUGUUGUAACUUUGUCUUGCUCAAAAGAGGUCAAUUUGAGUUCUAAUUUGUUCAUAUGUGUUAAAGAAUGUGUUUUCUUGUGAAUGUGUGUUGGUUUAUGGUCUUCUAAUUUGUUCUAAGUGAAUGUGUGAUAUGGAUGGUUCAUGUAACUAGUGACAUGCUUAUGAUAUGCAUUUUCUUGUUGUUAUUAAUUCUCUUAUGGGUGAAUUACUACAAUUUCUAUGGAGGAAAUUAUAGGAGGUUAGACUUGCUUUUAUUAUGUGCUGCUGAACUAUAGCUGAAUUCUUCACUCACUUAUUAGUAUUUUGAGUCUUGCAAUUUUUGCAUAACUGGUUUGUUUGUUAAAGGUUUGAACUUUUGAUUACAAUUUUUUUAUUGAGCCAUAGGGAUAGGGAUUGCUUGAGUUGAGUCUGAAGUGAGGACAUGAAGUGAGGACAAGAACUUUUGUUUUUAGGUUUUAAUUUGUUAAUGAGCUAGUUCUUUUCCCGAACAAUAUUCUAUAGCUUUGCUUGUGCAAGCUAGUUCUAUUUGUUUGUUUUUCUUGAAUUUUGGUUUGUGCGUGUUUGUUACUUUGUGUUUCUUGUUUUUCCACUCCAUUUUCAAAGAAAUUGAGACUUUUUUU